UAUUUGUUUACCUUUGGUGUCGUGGUCGGUUGGAGAAGAUAUUGGCUAUUGCAUAGUUCCGAUGAUUUUUCCCUAUGUCCCGAUGACUACAAAGAACAUACAGCAAUGACUUAAGUAUACUUUGAUCAUCUUUAUUCUCUUGGUGUUUUGAAUGGUACAUCUGAGCAAAGUUAGUUAUAAAACGGAUAAUUGGUUCCGGCUGUUGAUUCUUGAACCAGGAUGUUAAGCACACCAUUACAGAGACGACAGGCCGUCAUUUUUGUCCUGGGAUGGCUCGCUUACGCCUCGACGUAUUUGCUGCGAAAACCUCUAGGUGUUGUGAAGACAGAUUUAGAAGAGUCCCUUUCUAUUGGUAAAACACAGUUAGGUUGGCUAGAUACUGCUCUGUUGCUGCCUUAUGCUCUAAUGCAGAUGCUGUUGGGUCCUCUAGGAGACAGAUUUGGACCCAGAAGGACUUUUGGAGUCUGCUUGCUGAUGUCUGCAUUUUCAAUGGCCACAUUUGGAAGCUGGAGUAAUUUCUGGUUAUUCUUCCUAUUACUUUUCAUCAAUGGAACAGCACAGGCCCAGUGCUGGCCUAACUGCAUUAAGUGCCUGGGAUCCUGGUAUGCAGAUGAUGUCAGGAACAGCAUGUUUGGAAUGUUUGGGACGUGUGCCUUUGCGGGGGGCAUUAUGGGAACUUCACUGGCAGUUUAUCUACAGACUUCCUACUCUUGGAGAAGUGCAUUUUUUCUUCCUUCUGUGAUAGUGGCAACACUUGGUGUGCUGGUCUUCCUGUUCUUCAGCACCCCUGAAGAACAAAGCAUAGAAAUACCUGGAAAAUCACAGAGUACAGCAUCGUCAAAAUCUACAGGAAGCACCUCGUGGCUACAGAUGUGGAAAAUCCAGAUGUUACCAGAGGUGGCUGUUGCUGUCUUCUGUUUAAAAGUUGUGAGAUACUGCAUGUAUAUGUGGUUACCAAUGUAUUUACUUAAUGCUUUAAAGUACACCAAAGCCAAGGCUGGUAUGUUUUCUACAACAUUUGAGGUGGGUGGAGUGUUAGGCAGUGCUGUUAUAGGAAUUGUCAUAGACAGGUAUUUUAAGGGUCGGUCUUUAGCGGGUACUGGUUAUUCCGUGGCUUUAUCGGCUGUCUCCCUCCUGGCGUUUUAUCUGACCAGUACAUGGGGAAUUGUGUUUAACACAGUGUUCAUGUUUUUAGCUGGAGUGUUCAACUGUGGCCCUGACAGCAUCCUAGGUGGAUCAAUCCCUAAUGAGCUCGGAGAGAUGGAUGGAAGAAAUGCUGCUGCUGCAGCUGUUGGUCUUGUCAAUGGUUUUGGCAGUGUUGGUACCUUUUUGGAGGGCCCUAUUAUUGGGGUGAUAUCAGCGAACUAUGGCUGGUCUGGGAUGUUCUACCUUAUGAUUGGACUAUCUGGAGUCGGCGCCCUGGCCGUUCUACGUGCUCUGUCUAUUUAUAACAGGAGACAUGGGAAAAUACCAGAUGCUAUACCAUUAAAAAUGGAAGACAUCGCAUAAAUAGGAACAAACUCAUAGUGGUGUGCUGCUGUUUUGUGGUAAUUUCUAGGAUAACCUGGCUGUUCUAGGAAAUUUCUAGGAAGGUGGCUGUUUUUAUGUAUGCAAGAAAUCUUGCUCAGGGUGUUUUUUAUUGGUCUCAAAGGAUUUAUACAUCAAGACUUUAAAAUUGUCUUAAAGUAACAGUAGAAUAUGGUCAGGUGUUCUACAAGGAAGGUGCAGUGUGAUGAAGGGACAAGUUUAGCAAUAACACAAAAGUCCAUUGUUAAUCAUGAGGGAUUUUAUUAUAAUUAUUUUGUUGCUGUCAUUGGUAGCCAUUUAUUGGUGUUUUUCAAUGUAAAUGGGGUAAAUUAUAAAACAUAUUAGAAAGAAGAAAAUGUACAUUAGACAAAAGCAAACAUGUCCCAAUAAGUUUUUUUUCUUGGUUUGUAUAAUGAUAUGUCAGUUCUACUUAAUAAAUUAUUUAAUGUAAAAGACAGUGUAAUACCAUGAUAUUCUUCCUUGUAAAGGUUUUAGUGUACAAAAGAUUUUUUGUUUGCGAUUUGUAUAUGUGCUCUUUACCAUAUAUGUAA
Molecule: messenger RNA, 2078 nt
Organism: Saccostrea echinata
Lineage: Eukaryota; Metazoa; Mollusca; Bivalvia; Ostreida; Ostreidae
Product: glucose-6-phosphate exchanger SLC37A2-like
Exons: 14
Coding region: 220-1509 (429 amino acids)
Biological process (GO): transmembrane transport
Cellular component (GO): membrane
Molecular function (GO): transmembrane transporter activity
Source: RefSeq, a predicted model, not a curated record